Homarus americanus (American lobster) is the source of this 1693-nucleotide messenger RNA. RefSeq lists its product as uncharacterized. The record is from RefSeq and is a predicted model, not a curated record. The annotation marks the transcript as partial. The transcript is spliced from 3 exons. NCBI's taxonomy places the organism in Eukaryota, Metazoa, Arthropoda, Malacostraca, Decapoda, Nephropidae.
AUGUUGCACCUUCGUCGUGUUACCGUACAUUCGUCAGUGUUACCGUACCUUCGUCAGUGUUACCGUCACAUUCGUCAGUGUUGCCGUCCUUCGUCAGCAUUACCGUACCUUCGUCAGCGUUACCGUACCUUCGUCAGUGUUACCGUACCUUCGUCAGCGUUACCGUACCUUCGUCAGUGUUACCGUACCUUCGUCAGCGUUACCGUUCCUUCGUCGUGUUACCGCACCUUCGUCAGCGUUACCGUACCUUCGUCGGUGUUGCCGUACCUUCGUCAUUAUUACCGUACCUUCGUCAUUAUUAUCGUAUCUUCGUCAGUGUUGCCGUACCUUCGUCACUAUUCCGUACCUUCGUCAUUAUUAUCGUACCUUCGUCAGUGUUGCCGUACCUUCGUCAGUAUUACCGUACCUUCGUCCAGUGUUGUCGUACCUUCGUCAGUGUUGCCGUACCUUCGUCAGUGUUGCCGUACCUUCGUCAGUGUUACCGUACCUUCGUCAGUGUUACCGUACCUUCGUCAGUGUUACCGUACCUUCGUCAGUAUUACCGUACCUUCGUCAGUGUUACCGUACCUUCGCCAUUAUUAUCGUACCUUCGUCAGUGUUGCCGUACCUUCGUCAGUGUUACCGUACCUUCGUCAGUGUUGCCGUACCUUUGUCAGCGUUAACGUACCUUCGUCGAGUGUUGCCGUACCUUCGUCAGUGUUGCCGUACCUUCGUCAGUGUUACCGUACCUUCUGUUGCCGUACCUUCGUCAGUAUUACCGCCUUCGUCAGUGUUACCGUACCUUCGUCAGUGUUGUACCGUCAGUGUUACCGUACCUUCGUCAGUGUUGCCGUACCUUCGUCAGUUUACCGUACCUUCGUCAGUGUUCCCGCUGUUGCCGUACCUUCGUCAGUGUUACCGUACCUUCGUCAGUAUUACCGUACCUUCGUCAGUGUUCGUACCUUCGUCAGCGUUACCUUGUACCCGUCAGUGUUGCCGUUCCUUCGUGUUGCCGUACCUUGUGUUAUACUUCGUCAGUGUUACCGUACCCGUCAGUCUUGCCUUCCCUUCCAGUGUUGCCGUACCUUCGUCAGUGUUACCGUACCUGACAGUGGUACCGUACCUUCGUCAGUGUUGCCGUACCUUCGUCAGUGUUACCGUACCUUCGUCAGUGUUGCCGUACCUUCGUCAGUGUUGCCGUACCUUCGUCAGUGUUGCCCGUACCUUCGUCAGUGUUGCCGUACCUUCGUCAGUGUUGCCGUACCUUCGUCAGUGUUGCCGUACCUUCGUCAGUGUUGCCGUACCUUCGUCAGUGUUACCGUACCUUCGUCAGUGUUACCGUACCUUCGUCAGUGUUGCCGUACCUUCGUAGUGUUGCCGUUUUGUCAGUGUUGCCGUACCUUCGUCAGUGUUGCCGUACCUUCGUCAGUGUUACCGUACCUUCGUCAGUGUUACCGUACCUUCGUCAGUGUUACCGUACCUUCGUCAGUGUUGCCGUACCUUCGUCAGUGUUACCGUACCUUCGUCAGUGUUACCGUACCUUCGUCAGUGUUGCCGUACCUUCGUCAGUGUUACCGUACCUUCUCGUCAGCCGUCAGCCGUCAGUCGUCAGCCGUCAGCCGUCAGCCGUCAGUCGUCAGCCGUCAGCCGUCAGCCGUCAGCCGUCAGCAACAAGAAAUGUACUCCCACACUUACUCUUGUCUUCUCAUCGCUU